GCCCACUGCCUGCCUGCCUGUGCCCGGAGGACGAGCAAGAGCGGGCGGCGUCCCGCACUGCAGCGCGAGCGCGCCCGCGAGCGGCCGUGGAUCCUAGAGUGCGGCCGGCCAGCGCCGAUUGGGCGGUGCGCAGGCAGACAGGCCGAGUCCGCCGUCGGGUCCCGCCCCGCUCCCCGCCAUGCCGGCUGCGGGGUGCGCCUGAGCCGCGGCCGCCGGCGCCGGGCGGGUCCCCUCGGGGCCGCGCCGGGGCCAUGCGCGCGCUGCCCUGACGAUGCCGCCCGCCGCGCCCGCCCUCCUGGCCCUCGCCCUGGGCCUAGGCCUGUGGCUCGGGGCGCUGGCGGGGGAGCCCGGGCGCGGCUGCGGCCCGUGCGCGCCCCCCUGCCUCUGCGGCCCGGCGCCCGGCGUCCCUUGCCGCGUCAACUGCUCGGGCCGCGGCCUGCGGACGCUCGGGCCCGCGCUGCGCAUCCCCGCGGACGCCACCGCACUGGACAUCUCCCACAACCUGCUCCAGGUGCUGGACGCCGGGCUCCUGGCCAAGCUCUCGGCGCUGACGCAGCUGGACAUAAUCAACAAUAAGAUUUCUACAUUAGAAGAAGGAAUAUUUGCUAAUUUAUUUAAUUUAAGUGAAAUAAACCUGGGCGGGAAUCCGCUAGAGUGUGACUGCGGCCUGGUGUGGCUGCCCCGCUGGGCGGCUGAGCAGCAGGUGCGCGUGCUGCGGCCUGAGGCAGCCACGUGUGCUGGGCCCGGCCCCCUGGCUGGCCGGCCCCUCCUGGGCGUCCCCUUGUCAGACAGCCUCUGCGGUGAGGAGUAUGUUGCCUGCCUCCCCAGCAACAGCUCUGGUGGUGCCCUGACCCUGGUGGCCUUCAGAACUGCCCGUGAGGGCCCUCUGGCGCCCAAGGCCUGCAGUGCCUUCUGCUUCGCAGCUGGCCAGGGCCUCGCGGCCCUCUCAGAGCAGGGCCAGUGCCUGUGCGGGACGGCCCAGCCCCCCAACGCCUCCUCAGCCUGCCUGCCCUUCUGCUCCAGCCCCCCGCUGCGCCCUGCUCCUGCCUGUGGGGGCCCCACUCUCCUCCAGAACAUCUUCCCUGCCUCCCCAGGGGCCACCCUGCUGGGGCCCCAAGGACCCCUGGCCUCCGGCCAGCCAGCAACCUUCCACAUCACUGCUUCACUGCCCAUCAGCUCCACACACUGGGACUUUGGUGACGGCUCCCCCGAGGUGGACGUGGCCGGUCCGUCCGCCACCCACCGCUAUGUGCUGCCCGGACGCUAUCACGUGACUGCUGUGCUGGCCCAGGGGGCUGGCUCAGCUUGGCUUGGGGUGGACGUGAAGGUGGAGGCAGCGCCUGCCGCCCUGGAGCUCGUGUGUCUGGUCUCGGUGCGGAGUGAGGAGACCUUCGAGCUCAGUGUCCGAAAUCGUGGCGGCUCAGACCUGGACGCCACCUACAGCAUCAUGACCCUGGGCGACGAGCCGGCCCAAGUGGUGCAUCCGCUCUGCCCCUUGGACACCGAGAUCUUCCCUGGUAAUGGGCACUGCUACCGGCUGGUGGCAGAGAAGGCAGCCUGGCUGCAGGCGCAGGAGCAGUGCCAAGCCUGGGCCGGGGCCGCCCUGGCCAUGGUGGACAGUCCUGCCAUCCAGCACUUCCUGGUCUCCCAGGUCACCAGGAGCCUGGAUGUGUGGAUUGGUUUCUCUGCUGUGGAGGGAACGGUGGCAGGCGUGCCCCUGGCUGAGGCCUUCAGCCUGGAGAGCUGCCAGAACUGGCUUCCUGGGGAGCCACACCCCUCCUCGGCUGAGCGCUGCGUGAGGCUCGGGCCCGCCGGCCAGUGCAACACGGACCUGUGCUCCGCGCCGCAUAGCUACGUGUGUGAGCUGCAGCCUGGAGGCCCAGUGUGGGACGCGGAGAACUUCCUUAUGGGAGCGCCCGCUGGGGACCUAGAAACGUCCAGAACCAUGAAUCCCAUUGAGCUAUGCCUUUUGAAUGGUGCUGUCCAACUGCGGGGUGAGCAGGAGCUCCUGGGGAGGGUGUGUGGACGCAGAUGUGGGUCCGCGCUUCACGCCCUGGUGCUGGGUCACCUUCCAGGUGAGGACGGCGAGGAAUCCAGAGGUGGAGGGAGGUACAGCCCCGUGGUAGAGGCCGGUUCAGACGUGAUCUUCCGCUGGACCAUCGAUGACAAGCAGUCCCUGACCUUCCACAACGUGGUGUUCAACGUCAUCUACCAGAGUGCUGCUGUCUUCAAGCUCUCGCUGACAGCCUCCAACCACGUGAGCAACGUCACUGUGAACUACAAUGUCACCGUGGAGCGCAUGCACAGGAUGCAGGGCCUCCACAUGUCUGUGGUGUCGCCCGUGCUGCCCCUCGGUGCCACACUAGCGCUGGCUGCCGACGUGCUCGUGGACGCAGCCGUGGACGUGGCCUUUCUGUGGACCUUCGGGGAUGGCGAGCAGGUGACGGGCCAGUUCAAGCCUCCGUACAACAAGUCCUUCCAGGUCCCAGACCCCACAGUGGCCCAGGUGCUGGUGGAGCACAACAUCACGCACAGCUACACAGUCCCAGGUGUGUACAACCUGACCUUGCUCGUGUCCAAUGCCUUCGAGAACCUGACUCGGCAAGUACCUGUGAGUGUGCGCGCCUCCCUACCCGCCGUGGCUGUGGCUGUGGGCAGCCGCGUCCUGGUGGCGGGGCAGCCUGUCACCUUCUCCCCACACCCGCUGCCUUCGCCCGUGGGCGUCCUCUACUCGUGGGACUUCGGGGACGGCUCCCCAGCCCUGAUGCAGCACCAGCCUGAGGUCAACCACACAUUUGCCUCACGGGGCAUGUACCAUGUCUGCCUGGAGGCCAACAACAUGGUGAGCAGUGCCGCGGCCUGCACCAGCGUCCGUGUCCUUGACAGGCUCCGUGGCCUGCGCGUGAGGCUCAGCCCCGCUGUGGAGCAGGGCGCACCAGUGGUCAUCAGCGCCACCCUGGAGUCGGGUGACAAUGUCACAUGGACUUUUGACAUGGGGGAUGGCACGGUGCUCUCAGGCCCCGAGGCCACGGUGGAGCAUGUGUACCUGCGGGCACAGAACUACACGGUGACUGUGGGAGUGUCCAGCCCGGCUGGCCAGCUGGCCCAGAGCCUCUCUGUGCAGGUCUUUGUCCUGGAGGUGCUGUGGAUUGACCCCACGGGCUGCAUCCCUGAGCAGCCCCAUGCUCGUCUCACAGCCCACGUCACCGGGAACCCUGCCCUCCACAUCUUCGACUGGACCUUUGGGGACGGCUCAUCCAACAUGACCAUCCAGGGGGACCCCACAGUGACACACAACUUCACACGGAGUGGCACGUUUCCCCUGGCGCUGGUCCUGUCGAGCCGCGUGAAUAAGGCGCACUACUUCACCAGCGUCUGUGUGGAGCCCGAGGUGGGCAACGUCACCCUGUGGCCUGAGAGGCAGUUUGUGCAGCUUGGGAAUGCAGCCCAGCUGGCGGCCUGUGCCUGGCCCUCCUCCCCCUACCGCUACACCUGGGACUUUGGCACGGAGGCUGCCGCCCACACCGGGGGCCCCGAGGCCACAGUCACCUACCGAGACUCGGGCUCCUACCUGGUGACAGUCACAGCGUCCAACAACGUCUCAGCUGCCAACGACUCGGCACUCGUGGAGGUGCAGGAGCCCGUGGAGCUCACGGGCAUCGAGGUCAACAGCUCCCAUGUGCUGGAGCUGCAGCAGCCCUACCUGCUCUCCGCUGUGGGCCGUGGGCACCCCGCCACCUACCUGUGGGAGCUGGGGGAUGGCGGGUGGCUUGAGGGCCCCACGAUCACCCAUGUCUACAAUAGCACAGGCCGCUUUGCCAUCAGGGUUGCGGCUUGGAAUGAGGUGAGCCGCAGCGAGGCCAGGCUGAACGUCACAGUGCAGCAGCAUGUGCGAGGGCUCAGUGUCAACGCCAGCCGCACGGUGGUGCCCCUGAACGGCAGUGUGAGCUUCAGCACAUUGCUGGAGGCAGGCAGUGACGUGCGCUACUGCUGGGUGCUCUGUGACCGCUGCACACCCAUCCCUGGGGGCCCCACCAUCUCCUACACCUUCCGCUCGGUGGGCACCUUCAACAUCAUUGUCACAGCUGAGAACGAGGUAGGCGCUGCCCAGGACAGCAUCUUCGUCUAUGUCCUGCAGCGCAUCGAGGGGCUGCAGGUGGUGGGCGGUGGCAGCAGCUGCUGCUUCCCCACUAACCGCACGCUGCAGCUGCAGGCCGUGGUCCAUGACGGCACCAACGUCUCCUACAGCUGGACUGCCCAGCGGGACGGUGGCCUGGCCUUGGCUGGCAGCGGGAAAACCUUCCUGCUCACUGUGCUCGAGGCUGGCAUGUACCAUGUCCAUCUGCGGGCCACCAACAUGCUGGGCAAUGUCUCGGCCACUCGCACCGUGGACUUUGUGGAACCUGUGGGGUGGCUCUCUGCGGCCGCCUCCCCAAACCCAGCUGCUGUCAACACGAGUGUCACUCUCUGUGUCGAGCUGGCUGGUGGCAGCAGUGUCAUUUAUACCUGGUCCCUGGAGGACGGGCUGAGCUGGGAGACCCCAGAGCCCUCCACCCUCCAUGCCUUUGUUACCCCUGGCCUGCACCUGGUCACAGUCACAGCCAAGAAUGAACUGGGCUCAGCCAACGCCACCAUUGAGGUGGUCGUGCAGGUGCCUGUGAGCGGUCUCAGCAUCAGGGCUGGUGAGCUAAGCCGUGGCUUUGUGGCAGCCAGCUCCACUGUGCCCUUCUGGGGGCAGCUGGCCUCGGGCAGCAACGUGAGCUGGUGCUGGGCCACUCUGGGUGGCAGCAAGCAUGGCCAGCAUGUGACCAUGGUCUUCCCUGAUGCCGGCACCUUCUCUGUUCAGCUCAACGCCUCCAAUGCAGUCAGCUGGCUGGUAGCCACACACAGCCUCACAGUGGAGGAGCCCAUUGUGGGCCUGGUGCUCUGGGCCAGCAGCAAGGUGGCAGCGCCUGGGCAGCCGGUCCACUUUCAGAUCCUGCUGGCCACUGGCUCAGCUGUCAGCUUCCGCCUGCAGGUCAGUGGGGCCGUCCCUGAGGUGCUCUCUGGGCCUCAGUUCUCCCACAGCUUCCCCCGCGUUGGGGACCACACAGUGAGCAUCCAGGCUGAGAACCACGUGAGCAGGGCGCAGGCCCAGGUGCGCAUCUUGGUGCUGGAGGCCGUGGGCGGGCUCCAGGUGCCCAACUGCUGCGAGCCCGGCAUUGCCACGGGCGCUGAGAGGAACUUCACAGCCCGGGUGCAGCGGGGCUCCCGCGUCGCCUAUGCGUGGUACUUCUCCUUGCAGAAGGUCCAGGGGGACUCACUGGUCAUCCUGUCGGGCCGCGAUGUCACGUACACCCCUGUGGCCGCGGGGCUGCUGGAGGUCCAUGUGCGAGCCUUCAACGAGCUGGGUGGGGUGAACCGCACACUGGUGGUUGAGGUUCAGGAUGUCAUCCAGCACGUGGCACUGCACAGCAGCCGCUGUUUCACCAACCGCUCAGCCCGGUUCGAGGCUGCCACGAGCCCCAGUGCCCGGCGUGUGGCCUACCACUGGGACUUUGGGGAUGGGGCCCCAGCGGAGGACACACAGGAGCCCUGGGCUGACCAUUCCUACCUGCGGCCUGGGGACUACCGUGUAGAGGUGAAUGCCUCCAACCUGGUGAGCUUUUUUGUGGCACAGACCACCAUCACUGUCCACGUGCUGGCCUGCAGGGAGCCUGGAGUGGAGGUGGCCCUGCCCUUGCAGGUGCUCAUGCGGCGCUCCCAGCGCAACUACCUGGAAGCCCAUGUUGACCUACGGGACUGCAUCACCUACCAGACUGAGUACCGCUGGGAGGUGUACCGCACCACUAGCUGCCAGCGGCUCGGACGCAUGGCCCGUGUGGCCUUGCCCAACGUGGACAUGAGCCGGCCCCAGCUGGUGGUGCCACGGCUGGCACUGCCCGUGGGCCACUACUGCUUUGUGUUUAUGGUGUCAUUUGGGGACACACCACUGGCGCAAAGCAUCCAGGCCAAUGUGACAGUGGUCCCCGAGCGCCUGGUGCCCAUUAUCGAGGGUGGUUCGUACCGUGUGUGGUCAGAUACUCAGGACCUGAUGCUGGAUGGGAGCAAGUCCUAUGACCCCAACUUGGAGGAUGGUGACCAGACACCGCUCAGCUUCCACUGGGCCUGCGUGGCCUCGACGCAGAGUGAGACAGGAGGGUGUGCGCUGACCUUCGGGCCCCGUGGGAGCAGCACGGUCACCCUCCCCCGGGAGCGCCUGCAAGCCAGCGUGGAGUACACCUUCAGCCUGACUGUGUGGAAGGCGGGCAGGAGGGAAGAGGCCACCAACCAGACAGUGCUGAUCCGGAGCGGCCGUGUGCCCAUCGUGUCCUUGGAGUGUGUGUCCUGCAAGGCGCAGGCAGUGUACGCGGUGAGCCGCAGCUCCUACGUGUACCUGGAGGGCCGCUGCACCAAUUGCCGUGGGGGCCUCAAACAAGGGCGCUGGACCGCGCACACCUUCGGCAACGAGACGCUGGUGCUGGACGAGGCCAGCACGUCAACGGGCAGCUCCGGCAUGCGGCUGGUUGUGCGGCGCGGCGUGCUACAGGACGGCGAGGGCUAUACGUUCACGCUCACGGUGCUAGGCCGCUCGGGCGAGGCGGAAGGCUGCGCUUCCAUCCGCCUUGCCCCAAACCGGCCCCCGCGGGGGGGCUCCUGCCGCCUCUUCCCACUGGCAGCGGUGCACGCACUCACCACCAAGGUUCACUUCGAGUGCAUGGGCUGGCAGGAUGCAGAGGAUGCGGGUGCCCCGCUGGUGUAUGUCCUGCUGCUGCGGCGCUGUCGCCAGGACCACUGCGAGGAGUUCUGUGUGUACAAGGGCAGCCUGUCUGCCUACGGGGCCGUGCUUCCCCCGGGCUUCGCACCCCACUUCCAGGUGGGCCUGGCCGUGAUGGUGCAGGACCAGCUGGGCGCUUCCGUGGUUGCCCUUAACAGGUCUCUGGCCAUCGCCCUGCCGGAGCCCGCAGGAGCCUCCCCAGACCUCAUGGCCUGGCUGCACAGCCUCUCAGAGAACAUGCUGCCCGGGCUCCUGAGACAGGCUGACCCGCAGCAUGUGAUCGAGUACUCAUUAGCACUCAUCACUGUGCUCAACGAGUAUGAGCAAGCCCUGGCUGCAGCAGCAGAGUUGGACCCCAGGCAACAGCUUCGAGCCCAGAUACGCAAGAAUGUCACUGAGACUCUGGUCUCCCUGCGGGUCAACACUGUGGACGACAUCCAGCAGAUCGCGGCCGUACUGGCCCAGUGCACGGCGUCCAGCCCGGAGCUCGUGUGCCGCUCAUGUUUGAAGAAGACGCUGCACAAGCUGGAAGCCAUGAUGCUCGUCCUGCAGGCGGAGACGGCCGCAGGCACGGGGACGCCCACCACCAUUGCCGACAGCAUCCUCAACGUCACUGGUGGCCUCAUCCACCUGGCCAGCUCAGACAUGCAGGGCCCACAGCCCUCCGAGCUGGGGGCCGAGCUGCCGGCGCUGAUGGUGGCAUCCAGGGCCUACCACCUCUCCUCGGCCCUCAUGCGCAUCCUCAUGCGCUCCCGUGUGCUUGAUGAGGAGCCUCUGACGCUGGUGGGCGAGGAGAUCGUGGCGCAGGGCAAGCGCUCAGACCCGCGGAGCCUGCUGUGCCAGGGUGCCACCUCGGGCCCCAGCUGCCACUUCUCCAUCCCCACGGCCUUCAGCGGGGCCCUGUCCAACCUCACCGACGUGGUGCAGCUCAUCUUCCUCGUCGACUCCAACCCCUUCCCCUUUGGCUAUAUUGGCAACUACACGGUCUCCACCAAGGUGGCCUCCAUGGCCUUCCAGACACAGGCCGGUGCCCAGAUCCCCAUUGGGCAGCUGGCCUCAGAGCGUGCCAUCACCGUGAAGGUGCCCAACAGCUCCGACCAGGCAGCCCAGGGCCCGCGAGUCCCUGCCAGCUCUGCUGUCAUCCCACCCCAGGCCUCGGUCAGCGUGGUGGUUGCCCCUGAGAGCAGCAGCCCUGAGGCGGGGCUGCACCUGCAGCUCACCUACACGGUGCUACACGGGCGCUACCUGCCUGAGGAGCCUGAGCCCUACCUAGCUGCCUACCUGCAUUCAGCACCCUGGCCCAAUGAGCAUAACUGCUCAGCCAGCAGGAAGAUCGGCUUGGAGGCUCUGGCAGGAGGCGACCACAGGCCCUACACCUUCUUCAUGGCCCCAGGGACCAGAGAGCCAGGUGGGACGUACUACCUGAACCUGACCAGCCACUUCCGCUGGUCAGCGCUUGAAGUGUCUGUGGGCCUGUACGCGUCGCUGUGCCAGUACUUCAGUGAGGCAGAGAUGACAUGGCAGACGGAGGGGCUCCUGCCCCUGGAGGAGACCUCGCCCAGCCAGGCUGUCUGCCUCACCCGCCACCUUACCGCCUUCGGCGCCAGCCUUUUUGUGCCCCCCAGCCGCGUCCACUUCAUCUUCCCAGAGCCAGCCUCGGGCCUGAACUACACUGUCCUGCUGACGUGCGCCGUGUGCCUGGUGACCUACGCAGUCAUGGUGGUGAUCCUGCGCAGGCUGGACCGGCUGGAUGUCAGGCGGGUCCAGGUCAUCCCUUUCUGUGGGAAGGGAGGCCGCUUCAAGUACGAGAUUCUGGUGAAGACCGGCUGGGGCCGAGGCUCAGGUACCACGGCGCACGUGGGUAUCAUGCUUUAUGGGGUGGAGAGCCGGAGCGGCCACCGGCACCUAGAUGGGAACAGAGCCUUCCACCGCAACAGCCUGGACAUCUUCCAGAUCGCCACCCCGCACAGCCUGGGCAGCGUGUGGAAGAUCCGCGUGUGGCAUGACAACAAAGGGCUCAGCCCCGCCUGGUUCCUGCAGCAUGUCAUCGUCAGGGACCUGCAGACAGCCCGCAGCACCUUCUUCCUGGUCAACGACUGGCUGUCGGUGGAGACUGAGGCCAAUGGGGGUCUGGUGGAGAAGGAGGUGCUGGCAGCAAGUGACGCGGCCCUGCAGGGCUGCCGGCGCCGUCUGGUGGCUGAGCUGCAGCGCGGCCUCUUCGACAAGCACAUCUGGCUCUCCAUAUGGGACCGGCCGCCCCGAAGCCGCUUCACUCGCGUCCAGCGGGCCACCUGCUGUGUCCUCCUCAUGUCCCUCUUCCUAGGCGCCAAUGCUGUGUGGUACGGGGUCCUGGGAGAUGCUGCCUACAGCGUGGGGCCCGUGUCCAGUCUGAUCCCGCUGAGUGCCGACAUGGUUGCCGUUGGCCUGGUGUCCAGCCUGGUUGUCUACCCCGUGUACCUAGUCAUCCUGUUCCUCUUCCGGAUGUCCCGGAGCAGGGUGGCUGGGGGCCCGAGUUCCACCCCCUCCGGCCAGCAGGUUCUGGACGUGGACAGCUGCCUGGACUCAUCUGUGCUGGACAGCUCCUUCCUCACCUUCCCAGGGCUGCGUGCUGAGGCUUUUGCAGGACAAAUGAAAAAUGACUUAUUUCUGGAUGAUUCGAAAAGCCUGGUGUGCUGGCCAUCCAGCGAAGGGACGCUCAACUGGCCAGACUUGCUGAGUGACCCAUCCAUCGUAGGGAACACCCUGCAGCGUCUGGUGCGAGGCCAGAUGGGCCACGUGCUGGGCGCAGAAGAUGACGGUCUCUCCCUGGUCAGCCCCUCCUUGCCUACCAAAUACUUCUCAGCUUCUGAUGAAGACCUGAUCCGGCAGAUCCUUGCAGAAGGGGCCAGCAGCCUGGUGCCCACCCAGAACACUCAGGCUGAAACAGACCUGCUCCCUGGCCUGUCCAGUGCCCCUGGGGAGAGGACGGAGACGCAGCUGCUGCAGGGGGACGGGGAGGGGAGGCCGCCCAGCCCUGGCCUGACCUGGGAGCCGCCCCUGUCGGCACAGUUCUGUGGGCCAGGGCUGGUGGAGGGUCUGCGGAAGCGACUGCUGCCAGCCUGGUGUGCACCCCUGGCCCAUGGGCUCAGCCUGUUCCUGGUGGCUGUGUCCGUGGGGCUCUCAGGGUGGGUCGGCGCCAGCUUCCCCUCUGGUGUGAGUGUCCUGUGGCUUCUCUCAAGCAGCUCCAGCUUUCUGGCCUCAUUCCUUGGCUGGGAGCCGCUCAAGGUCCUGCUGGAAGCCCUGUACUUCUCACUGGUGACCAAACGGCUGCACCCCGAUGAGGAUGACUCCCUGGUGGAGAGUCCGGCUGUGACUCCCGUGAGCGAACGUGUACCCCGUGUGCGGCCUCCCCAUGGCUUUGCCCUCUUCCUGGCAAAGGAGGAAGCCCAGAAGGUUAAGAGGCUGCACGGGAUGCUGAGGAGCCUCCUGGUAUACAUGGCUUUCUUGCUGGUGACACUGCUGGCCAACUAUGGUGAUACCUCAUGCCACAGCCACGCCUACCGUCUGCAGAGUGCCAUCAAACAGGAGCUGAACAGCCAGGCCUUCCUGGCCAUCACCCGGUCUGAUGAGUUCUGGCCCUGGAUGUCCCACGUGCUGCUCCCCUACGUCCAUGGGAACCAGUCCGACCCAGAGCUGGGGCCCCCACGACUGCGGCAGGUGCGGCUGCAAGAAGCACUGUGCCCAGACGCUGCCAGCUCGGGGGCCAGCCCGUGCUCAGCAGCCUCAAGCAGCUUCAGCACCAGCAAUUUCGGCACUGGCUGGGGGACCACUGCCCACAAUGGCUCUGCGGCCUGGGCCUACUCGGAGCCCGACCUGCUGGGCGUCUGGUCUUGGGGCUACUGCGCCAUGUACGACAGCGGGGGCUACGUGCAGGAGCUGGGGCUGAGCCUGGAGGAGAGCCGCGCGCAUUUGGGCUUCCUGCGGCUGCACAACUGGAUUGAUAACAGGAGCCGCGCCGUAUUCGUGGAGCUCACGCGCUACAGCCCGGCAGUGGGGCUGCACGCCGCCGUCACGCUGCGCCUCGAGUUCCCCGCAGCCGGACACGUGGUGGCCGCCCUCAGCGUGCGCCCAUUCGCCAUGCAGCGCCUCAGCGCAGGCCUGUCGUUGCCGCUGCUCACCUCGGUGGGCCUGUUGCUCUUCGCUCUCUACUUCUCUGUGGCCGAGGCGCGCGUCUGGCGCAGGGAGGGCUGGUCACGCGCAGCGCGGCCUGGGACCUGGGCACGGUGGCUGCUGGUGGCGCUGUCGGCGGCCGCGGCGCUUGUACGCCUCGCCCAGCUGGGUGUUGCCGAUCGCCAGUGGACCCGCUUCGUGCGCCGCCGACCGCGCCGCUUCACCAGCUUCGAGCAGGUGGCGCAGCUGAGCGCCGCCGCCCGCGGCCUGGCCGCCUCGCUGCUCUUCCUGCUCCUGGUUAAGGCUGCCCAGCAGCUGCGGUUCGUGCGCCAGUGGUCGGUCCUGGGCAAGACGCUGUGGAGGGCCCUGCCUGAGCUGGUGGGGGCGGCCCUGGGCCUGGUGGUGCUCGCUGUGGCCUACACCCAACUGGCUGUUCUGCUGGUCUCCUCCUGCAUGGACUCCAUUCAAAAUGUGGCCCGCGCACUCCUGGUGCUGUGCCCAGGGGCUGGGGGCCCUGCCCUGUGCCCUGCCGAGUCCUGGCGCCUGGCCCCUCUGCUGUGCACAGGGCUCUGGGCCCUGCGGCUGUGGGGCGCCCUGCGGCUGGGGGCCAGCCUUCUGCAAUGGCGGCACCACACACUGCGUGGCGAGCUCUACCGUCCAGCCUGGGAGCCGCAGGACUAUGAGAUGGUAGAACUGCUUUUGCGCCGGCUGCGCCUGUGGAUGGGCUUCAGCAAAGUCAAGGAGUUCCGACACAAAGUCCGCUUUGAAGGCAUGGAGCCGCCGCCCUCCCGCUCGUCCAGGGCCUCCAAGUCUUCCCCGGACGGGCCCCCACCGAGCGGGGGCUCUGACGCCUCACAACCCUCCACCUCCUCCAGCCAGCUGGAGGGGCUGAGCGUGGGUCUGGGCCGGCUGGGGCCAAGGGGUGAGCCUGAGCCCUCCCGCCUCCAAGCUGUAUUUGAGGCCCUACUUGCCCAGUUUGACCGACUAAACCAGGCUACAGAGGACGUCUACCAGCUGGAGCAGCGGCUGCAGAACCUGCAGGGCCACAAGACGAGAGGGCCUCCAGCCUCGCCUCCCGCUGGCCCCUCCCAAGGCCUCCGGCCAGCCUUGCCCAGCCAUCUUGCCCAGGCCAAUCGAGGCAUAGGCCUGUCAGCAGGUCCCUGCCGCGUAUCCCUGCGGGCCAAGAACAAGGUCCACCCUUGCAGCACGUAGUCCCUGGAGACCUGGGCUCAGGCCUCAACCCUGGGGGGGUGCUUCAUGCUGGGCCCUCAGAACCGGAGCAGACACCGCUCAGUAUUCCCUUCCGCCAUCCUCAGGGCCCAGGCCAGGCAACAGCCGCAUGCAGGUCCCCUGGGGCGUGGGCAGCACUAGCCUGUCGCUCUGUGGGCUUUAGCACUUUACAGAGGCCAAACGGCCAGCCAGGACCCAGGGUCCUCUCCCCAGCUCCCCGAGGGAGGGUGCAGCAGUAUCAGACAGAGGGCCCAGCCUCUGAGAUGCUAAUUUAUUUCCCAGUCCUCAGGUACAGCAGGCUGUGCCCAGCCCACCCCCUGGGCAGGCAGACACCUCCCACUGCUAAGGAUCCAGGCUGCAGGGAGGGACCCUGCACCCUCCUCCCUGUUAACCUUCCCCCCUAAAUUAUUACCUUACCUGCCCCCUUGCUGAGCACACUUAUCUCUAGCUGCUGUCUGUGUGUCUAUCGUCAAUAAUUUAUACGGGGUUAAAAUGUAUAUAUUUUUGUACAUUGCCCUUUCACAAAGGCUGAAAAGCCUAGUGGCUGAAAUGGCCCUGUGCCCGCUGUCAGUGCAGAACUAGCACUCCUCCCCAGAUAACCUGCCCACGUGGCUGGGGCCAGUGAAGGGACAGCUGCUUCCUGGCCCCAGCUAAGGCCUGGGCAGGUGCUGGGAUGGGACAGUUAGUUGGAAGAGCACGACCACCCCACGGCAGCUUGAUACCAAAGCGGCCUGUCCUGCCCAGGGUGGGGUUGGGCCUGCUGGUCAGGUCUGGGUGGGGAUAGGACUAGGUGCAUGGCAGAGGCCCCAGGUCAGGGGAGACCCUCCCUGGGGGCUGGCUCCCCAGGCUGGGGCAGGUGAAUGUGUGACAGUGAACGGGAAGUGCACAUGCCAUCUCCUGCAGGGGCAAGGCCCUGACAGCACACUGCGGGAUGCACCGUGGCAAUGGGCAUGGGCAUGGCUGUAGCCUUGAUCCCUCCCCAGCAGACAAAGUCAAAUAAAAGUUGGCUGACUGUGA
Molecule: messenger RNA, 13192 nt
Organism: Manis javanica (Malayan pangolin)
Lineage: Eukaryota; Metazoa; Chordata; Mammalia; Pholidota; Manidae
Source: RefSeq, a predicted model, not a curated record